Molecule: messenger RNA, 1604 nt
Organism: Sus scrofa (pig)
Lineage: Eukaryota; Metazoa; Chordata; Mammalia; Artiodactyla; Suidae
Gene: OVOL2
Product: ovo like zinc finger 2
Biological process (GO): regulation of transcription by RNA polymerase II; epidermal cell differentiation
Cellular component (GO): nucleus
Molecular function (GO): DNA-binding transcription factor activity, RNA polymerase II-specific; RNA polymerase II cis-regulatory region sequence-specific DNA binding
Source: RefSeq, a predicted model, not a curated record
ACGUUAAAUUCUUUUGCAAACAUUCAUGCCUAAGGAAGGGCUGGAACAGGCAGCCCCGGCCGCCGGAACCGGUCGGACAGGUAGCGAGCUUGUUGACACCGUUAUGUUGCAGGGCGCAUGCUCACUCCCAAGUUUCCUGGUGCCUUUUCUAUUCCACCUUAUGAAACUUUUUCCUCGGCGUGGUCUCACCCGCGAUUUAAGGCAUAGGUGUCGCAGAGCCGGGAAGCUGGGAGUCGUAGAGAGUGUUGGGGGAGAGGCCGGGCCGCGCCGCGGCGGGGGGCGGAGGGAGAGGGCAGGCGGGGCGGGAAGGUGGGCUCUGGCCGCUGGGAGCCGGGGACCGAGCCACCGCCACCGUCCCUAGCGGGGAGCAGCCGGGAAGAGGGGGCCGCAGUCCGGGGAGGGGGCCCCAAGAUGCCCAAAGUCUUCUUGGUGAAGAGGAGGAGCCCGGGGGUCUCGGUCCGCAGCUGGGAUGAGCUCCCGGACGAGGAAAGGGCAGACACCUACAUCCCAGUGGGCCUGGGCCGUCUGCUCCACGACCCCCAGGACUGCCGCAGCGACGGCGGCAGCAGCAGCGGUGGCGGCAGCAACAGCGCUGGGGAGCCUGGAGGCGCCGAGAGCAGCUCGUCCCCGCGCGCCCCCGAGCGCGAAACCCCGGAGCCGGGCGACGGCGAGGGCCCUGGUGGACACCCGGCGGCGAAGCAGCGCCCGGUCGCUAGGUCGAAAAUCAAGUUCACGACAGGCACGUGCGGCGACGCGGCGCUUCAUAGCUGCGACCUGUGCGGCAAGGCCUUCCGCCUGCAGCGGAUGCUCAACCGGCACCUCAAGUGCCACAACCAAGUGAAGAGGCACCUGUGUAGCUUCUGCGGCAAGGGCUUCAACGACACCUUCGACCUCAAGCGGCACGUGCGCACGCACACAGGCAUUCGCCCCUACAAAUGUGACAUCUGCCACAAGGCCUUCACCCAGCGCUGCUCGUUGGAGUCCCACCUGAAGAAGAUCCAUGGCGUGCAGCAGCAGUACGCCUACAAGCAGCGCCGGGACAAGCUGUACGUCUGCGAGGACUGCGGCUAUACCGGCCCCACGCAGGAGGACCUGUACCUGCACGUGAACGGUGCCCACCCAGGCAGCGCCUUCCUCAAAAAGACAUCCAAAAAACUGGCAGCCCUCUUGCAAAACAAGCUGACGUCCACGCUCCAGGAGAACGCCAAACUGAGUGAGGAGGAGGAGGAGGAGGAGAAAUGAGAGGAGGAAGGGGGACGCCAACGCUGCCAUGUGUACACGGAUUUCUGGUCUUGAGGGUCUCUGGCCCGUGGGCCCUUUCCAAGUACAAGUGUUUUGUUCAUCUCUCUGUGCUUUGGGAGCCUCAGCUGGGGCUCCGAUCCAAGGCUGUCAAUUCUGACAGUGGCAUCAGGCCCCCCAACCCCUGGGGUCCUAGGGAACAUGGUCACAUGAAUGACAGUUUGUGGAUGUGGCUGUGAUCACGGUGCAGGAUUUUUUUUUUUUUAAGGAUUUUCACACAUGGAGGCAAGAGUGUUCUUAGAGAGACACCCCUUGGAGAGAUUGAUGUGGUGACUUAAAAUAAAAGUACUUUCACUUGAAAUGCU